GGGUCGCUGCUUAUUGGCCGACGCAUUUCAAAGCGAAAACUCGAAAAAGGAACUUUAUUAGCGUGUGACUCUUCAGAGUUGUUUGUUGAAGAUAAUAAUUAUUGUGUUUUAUUAAGAAAAAUUCUAGUGACUAGGACAAAAUGCAGAUCUUUGUGAAGACGUUGACGGGUAAAACCAUCACCUUAGAAGUUGAGCCGUCGGAUACUAUUGAGAACGUGAAAGCCAAGAUUCAGGACAAAGAGGGUAUCCCUCCGGAUCAGCAGCGUCUCAUCUUUGCCGGUAAGCAGCUGGAAGACGGCCGCACACUCUCUGACUACAAUAUCCAGAAGGAAUCGACUCUCCACUUGGUACUUCGUCUGCGCGGCGGUAUGCAGAUCUUCGUAAAGACCCUGACUGGCAAGACUAUCACCUUAGAGGUUGAGCCUUCAGACACAAUUGAAAAUGUAAAAGCCAAAAUCCAAGACAAGGAAGGCAUUCCCCCAGACCAGCAACGUCUUAUCUUUGCUGGGAAACAAUUGGAAGAUGGCCGCACACUCUCAGACUACAAUAUUCAGAAAGAAUCUACCCUGCAUUUAGUUCUACGUCUGCGUGGAGGUAUGCAGAUCUUUGUGAAGACCCUGACCGGCAAGACUAUCACAUUAGAGGUUGAGCCUUCGGACACUAUUGAAAAUGUAAAAGCCAAAAUCCAAGACAAGGAAGGUAUCCCGCCAGACCAGCAGAGACUGAUCUUUGCAGGUAAGCAGUUGGAAGAUGGCCGCACCCUUUCAGAUUACAACAUCCAGAAAGAAUCUACUCUCCACUUGGUACUUCGUCUCCGUGGUGGUAUGCAGAUCUUUGUGAAGACCUUGACUGGUAAAACUAUUACCCUUGAGGUUGAGCCUUCAGACACAAUCGAAAAUGUAAAAGCCAAGAUCCAGGAUAAGGAAGGCAUUCCUCCAGACCAGCAACGUCUCAUUUUUGCUGGUAAACAAUUAGAAGAUGGCCGCACCCUAUCUGACUACAACAUCCAGAAGGAAUCCACUCUUCACUUGGUACUACGUCUGCGUGGUGGUAUGCAGAUCUUUGUAAAGACCCUGACUGGCAAGACUAUCACUCUUGAAGUUGAGCCUUCAGACACUAUUGAGAAUGUUAAGGCUAAAAUUCAAGACAAAGAGGGUAUCCCACCAGAUCAGCAAAGAUUAAUUUUCGCCGGAAAACAGCUUGAGGAUGGGCGCACUCUGUCAGAUUACAACAUCCAGAAGGAAUCCACCCUCCACUUGGUACUUCGUCUCCGUGGUGGUAUGCAGAUCUUUGUGAAGACCUUGACUGGUAAAACUAUUACCCUUGAGGUUGAGCCUUCAGACACAAUCGAAAAUGUAAAAGCCAAAAUCCAAGACAAGGAAGGCAUCCCUCCAGACCAACAACGUCUCAUUUUUGCCGGUAAACAAUUGGAAGAUGGCCGCACACUCUCAGACUACAAUAUCCAGAAGGAAUCCACUCUCCACUUGGUACUUCGUCUACGUGGUGGUAUGCAGAUCUUUGUGAAAACCUUGACUGGCAAAACAAUCACCCUUGAAGUUGAACCUUCAGAUACUAUUGAGAAUGUCAAGGCUAAAAUUCAGGACAAGGAGGGUAUCCCCCCAGAUCAGCAGAGGUUGAUUUUUGCAGGAAAACAGCUUGAGGAUGGACGCACCCUAUCUGACUACAAUAUCCAGAAGGAAUCCACCCUCCACUUGGUACUGCGUCUUCGUGGUGGUAUGCAAAUCUUCGUAAAGACCCUGACUGGCAAGACUAUCACCUUAGAGGUAGAGCCUUCAGACACAAUUGAAAACGUAAAAGCCAAAAUCCAAGACAAGGAAGGCAUUCCCCCAGACCAGCAACGUCUCAUCUUCGCCGGUAAACAAUUGGAAGAUGGCCGCACACUCUCCGACUACAAUAUCCAGAAAGAAUCAACUCUCCACUUGGUACUGCGUCUGCGUGGUGGUAUGCAGAUCUUUGUGAAGACCCUGACUGGCAAGACGAUCACCCUCGAAGUCGAGCCUUCAGACACUAUUGAGAAUGUUAAGGCUAAAAUUCAGGACAAAGAGGGUAUCCCCCCAGACCAACAGAGGUUGAUUUUUGCAGGCAAGCAGCUUGAGGAUGGGCGCACCCUGUCUGACUAUAACAUCCAAAAGGAAUCCACCCUCCACUUAGUACUGCGUCUUCGUGGUGGUAUGCAGAUCUUCGUAAAGACCCUGACUGGCAAGACUAUCACCUUAGAGGUAGAGCCUUCAGACACAAUUGAAAACGUAAAAGCCAAAAUCCAAGACAAGGAAGGCAUUCCCCCAGACCAGCAACGUCUCAUCUUCGCCGGUAAACAAUUGGAAGAUGGCCGCACACUCUCCGACUACAAUAUCCAGAAAGAAUCAACUCUCCACUUGGUACUGCGUCUGCGUGGUGGUAUGCAGAUCUUUGUGAAGACACUGACUGGCAAGACGAUCACCCUCGAAGUCGAGCCUUCAGACACUAUUGAGAAUGUUAAGGCUAAAAUUCAGGACAAAGAGGGUAUCCCCCCAGACCAACAGAGGUUGAUUUUUGCAGGCAAGCAGCUUGAGGAUGGGCGCACCCUGUCUGACUAUAACAUCCAAAAGGAAUCCACCCUCCACUUGGUACUGCGUCUUCGUGGUGGUAUGCAGAUCUUCGUAAAGACCCUGACUGGCAAGACUAUCACGUUAGAGGUUGAACCUUCAGACACAAUUGAAAACGUAAAAGCCAAAAUCCAAGACAAGGAAGGCAUUCCCCCAGACCAGCAACGUCUCAUUUUCGCCGGAAAACAAUUGGAAGACGGCCGCACGCUCUCCGACUAUAAUAUCCAAAAGGAGUCCACCCUCCACUUAGUACUUCGUCUGCGUGGUGGUAUGCAGAUCUUUGUGAAAACCUUGACUGGCAAAACCAUCACCCUUGAAGUUGAACCUUCAGAUACUAUUGAGAAUGUCAAGGCUAAAAUUCAAGACAAAGAGGGUAUCCCCCCAGACCAGCAGAGGUUGAUCUUUGCAGGCAAGCAGCUUGAGGAUGGGCGGACUCUAUCUGAUUACAACAUCCAGAAGGAAUCCACCCUCCACUUGGUACUGCGUCUUCGUGGUGGUAUGCAGAUCUUCGUAAAGACCCUGACUGGCAAGACUAUCACCUUAGAAGUUGAACCUUCAGACACAAUUGAAAACGUAAAAGCCAAAAUCCAAGACAAGGAAGGCAUUCCCCCAGACCAGCAACGUCUCAUCUUCGCCGGAAAACAAUUGGAAGACGGCCGCACGCUCUCCGACUAUAAUAUCCAAAAGGAGUCCACCCUUCAUCUUGUACUUAGAUUGAGAGGUGGCAUGUAACAUGUAAUAACGACACUGCCUGACUGUUCAUUCCAUUUAUAUAACUUAACUAACAGGUGAAAUAAAGCUUUGUCAUUGACUGAA
This is a messenger RNA of Cydia pomonella (codling moth), 3422 nucleotides long. RefSeq names its product polyubiquitin-C. The coding region runs from base 141 to 3338 and encodes 1065 amino acids. The record is from RefSeq and is a predicted model, not a curated record. Gene Ontology annotation, molecular function: ubiquitin protein ligase binding; protein tag activity. Lineage: Eukaryota; Metazoa; Arthropoda; Insecta; Lepidoptera; Tortricidae. Gene Ontology annotation, cellular component: nucleus; cytoplasm. Gene Ontology annotation, biological process: modification-dependent protein catabolic process; protein ubiquitination. The transcript has 2 exons.